AUGGAUUCCUUUUUCGGCUUCGAUACCAGUCUGCCGGAAGACAUCUCGGACGAGGAGGAGUAUGACGCCCUGAAUGACGAAACGUUCGGUGCGGCGGACAAGGGCGACUGGAAGGACAUCCACGAGCAUCUCGUGCGGCUGGAAAGUUGCAGGAAUGGGGGGCGAACCGGUUCCUUCCUUGGGGAGGAUGAGGACGACGGGGGCAGCAGCGACAACAACAACAGCGAGAGCGGCCGUAGCAGUGUGGUGGCCCAAAGCAUUGGCGAUGAGUUCGCGAACAAGCUAUGGCUGGAUCCGAGCAUCUGGGGUAGCCCGGCGAAGGUUCCGGCUCCGGUGCAGCCACCGUACAGCGAUUAUAGGCCCAGCGGUACGCCAUUUUCUGCCCUGCCACCACAGCAGAGCGCCUUUCGACCACCGGAACCGGCGCAUCCGAUCGGGGGAGGUGGCCUGCCGCCAAAACCGCCUCCCUCACUGCCACCGGGCUUGUUUCCACCCAUGAAGAUGCUGUCAGUGGAGGACAUUGAACGAACCAUCAUCCAGCAUCAGCAUCAGCAAAAUCAGCAUCAAAGUAUGCUGCAAAAGCAAAUGUCACAGCAGCAGCAGCAGCAACAACAACAACACCAACUCCAUUACCAUCACAACCAAUUUCACCAGCAGCAGCAGCAGCAGACACUGCAACCAUUCCGCACACCGGCACCGGUCCCGGCCCAACCACCACCACCAGUGAAAGCUCGCGAUCAUUUCACACCCGCCAAGGAGGUAAAGAGUAUGCAGCCGCCGAUCCCGAUGAUCUCCUCGCCAGUAGCAGCACCACCGUUACGGGUACCACCGGCGCUGCUCACCCCUCCGCUUUCGCUGCUGGGCGCCCGAAACGCCGGCCCCGCUGCCCUGUUCCCGCCCGGACCGUCGCAGCCACCACCGCCGGCACCUCCGCCUCCCAUGCUGAACAACGCGAACCGUAUUCCGCUUGGUUUGCUGCCGUACAAAAUGCUAGCCGCCCGACCGUACUCGACCCCGAUCAACACCUGGCGAUGCAUCCGGCAUUCCCGCAGCGCUGCUCGUACGGUCCCCGCUGCAAGGGUUUCUGGUGGCCCCGCCCGGUACAGAUGGGUCCGCCACCGCCGCUACCUCGCCAUCGGGACCAGCGCCGGGUCGCCGCCAUUUUUGAUGCAGCGCAGCCCGACGCCCCUGCCGACGAACCAGUUCAACCAGCGGCUGGUGCAGGAAAUUCAACAAAACCAUCCGCUGCUCGCGUUCAACCGACAGCUCGCUGCGGCCAGCACGCUCAGCGUUUGCGGCAAUGGCGUGAAACAGCCCGCUAGUAGCCCUGCCAAGGGCGGGUUUAUGAAGCAGCAGCACCAUUUCCAGCAGCAGCAGCAGCAACGAUCCCGAGUAGGCAAUGGAAUGCCAUCGAGCACUGCAGGCGGCGGGCAGCCAGAGGAGCGCGAUGAGUACGCAAACAUGAGCAAUCGCAACAAGCAGUGGCUAAUCGGGAUACAGCUGACGCAGCUCAACUCGGACGCACCCUACUUUAACGAUUACUAUUUCACCGUGUACAAGCAGCGGCUGGCAGCGGCGAAGGCCGGAGGAGCAUGCCCAGCUGCUGUUACUGCGCUGCUGUCGAAGAACGGCAAGAGCGGGCUGCUCGGCACGAACCGCGAACGUCGCAGUUCCGAAUCCCGCUCCAACCCGAACGGCGGUAGCGAGGGAAAGGAUGGCUCAGCGCCGACGGGUGGUGGUCGAGCGUAUACCCCGCUCCAAUUUCAAAAUUCGCUCGGCAAGCUGCAGUGCGGUAGUGUGAUAGCGCCGCGAAAGCUCAUCGACGCCGACGUGAUGGGCAGCGACCAGCUGAACGGAAAUGGCGUGCCGGCACUUGAACCGCCGCCCGCCGCUAUCCAGCGCAAAGCUCGCCAUGUGCUGCUGCUUAUCGAGACGCUGUACAAGUUGGUGCUCAAGCUGGAAGAUCUCGGCAAUCCCGUUGCGAUCGAUGCGAUGAAAGCGCUGCGCGAAAAGAAAAUGCGCGAGCGAACCAGCAGCACCGGCAGCGGCAGCGGUGUGGCGUGUUUGUCAGAAGCGGGCGCCAAGAUUGGCAACGCAUUGAUAAUUAAUCCGAAUUGAUACAACUUGAAACAAACCACGCCCCACGAACCACGAUGGCCUCUUCCUCGUCCAGCAGCAGCAGCAGCAGCAGAAUGUCGGUGAUGGACCGCGACCUCUGUCUGCUGCUGGUGGAGAUGUCGUCCGAGAAGGUAACCGUGCGGCAGAAGGCGUUCAACAAGAUGAGCACCAUCCUGAACAACCGGGAGGACGAUUUUCUCGACUACAUGGCAUCGGAUGCGUUCGAGACGCAGUGGUGCGCGGUGCUGGAUGCGGCUUACCACGGCAUACAGAAGCAGAGCUACGCCAUUACGACCCAGGUG
Anopheles merus is the source of this 2420-nucleotide messenger RNA. Its product is annotated as protein PAT1 homolog 1-like. The transcript is spliced from 4 exons. Bases 1 to 2118 code for a protein of 705 amino acids. Gene Ontology annotation, molecular function: RNA binding. Lineage: Eukaryota; Metazoa; Arthropoda; Insecta; Diptera; Culicidae. Gene Ontology annotation, biological process: deadenylation-dependent decapping of nuclear-transcribed mRNA; P-body assembly. Gene Ontology annotation, cellular component: P-body. The record is from RefSeq and is a predicted model, not a curated record.